CACACACACACACACACACACCAAAACAAAAAAAACACUAAAAACACACACUAGUGUGUGUAACCCACAUUAACUAACAUGGAUCACAAUCCACUCAAAAAAAACUCAUCAUACAUCCACAUCCCACUCCUUCUCCUCCUCCUCCUCGCAUUCACCUGCGAAUCGCGGGCCCCAUUCGCAUGCGACCCGAGCAACAGCGUCUCGAAAAACAUGCCGUUCUGCAGAGUGUCACUGCACAUAAGAGACCGGGUCGGUGACCUGAUCGGCCGGUUAACUCUGCAAGAGAAAAUCCGGUCACUUGUCAACAAUGCUGCUCCGGUUGACAGGCUCGGCAUCAAGGGUUACGAGUGGUGGUCGGAGGCACUUCACGGCGUUUCCAACACCGGCCCCGGAGUUAAAUUCGGCGGCGAGUUCCCCGGCGCCACCAGCUUCCCCCAAGUUAUCACCACCGCCGCCUCCUUUAACUCCUCCUUGUGGGAAGCAAUUGGCCAGGUGGUAUCAGAUGAAGCAAGAGCAAUGUACAAUGGAGGGGUAGCAGGGCUGACAUAUUGGAGCCCAAAUGUGAACAUUUUCCGGGACCCACGGUGGGGCCGGGGCCAAGAGACUCCCGGCGAGGACCCCACUUUGGCCGCCAGUUACGCCGCCAGCUACGUGGCGGGGCUGCAGGGCAAUGCUGCCGCCGGAAACAGGUUGAAAGUUGCUGCCUGCUGCAAACACUACACUGCCUAUGAUCUUGAUUUUUGGAAUGGCAUGGACCAUCUUACGUCGUGGCCUAGAGAGAAAAAUUUACGCAGAAUAUUUUCUUUACUCUCGUUUUUAUUGGCGUCGUUUUGGAGAGAAGCCGAUCUCUCUUUUCUUGGUUGCUGUAGCACGCCUUUUACUGCACCGAUUGAUAAAAAGUAUGGGGGACUUGUACCAAAAAAGAAGCCUCUAAUCUCAAAGGACCACGAGAGGGCCUUUUUUGACUCAGCUGAUUGGGCUCUGUGCAAGCAAGGUGCAGGAGCUGUGGCUAUGGAGACACUACAGCCAAAAUUAAAGGUUAAUUCUUUAUUUCAGUGA
Messenger RNA from Erythranthe guttata (spotted monkey flower), 1059 nucleotides. Lineage: Eukaryota; Viridiplantae; Streptophyta; Magnoliopsida; Lamiales; Phrymaceae. The record is from RefSeq and is a predicted model, not a curated record.